Messenger RNA from Bipolaris zeicola 26-R-13, 156 nucleotides. RefSeq lists its product as uncharacterized. The record is from RefSeq and is a predicted model, not a curated record. Bases 1 to 156 code for a protein of 51 amino acids. NCBI's taxonomy places the organism in Eukaryota, Fungi, Ascomycota, Dothideomycetes, Pleosporales, Pleosporaceae. The transcript has a single exon.
AUGCAAUGUGCCCUAGGCUUAUACCCCAUCUACCCUCCGACGGAACGGAUUGUUACUUCUCUUGCUAUGGAUGCGCAACGUUUUGACUACAGAACGUAUAGCAGUGAAAAGAUACUCUCGUUGUGGCGACAAACAUGCGAUGGACGCAUGGCGUAA